Molecule: messenger RNA, 1335 nt
Organism: Mercenaria mercenaria
Lineage: Eukaryota; Metazoa; Mollusca; Bivalvia; Venerida; Veneridae
Product: vitrin-like
Exons: 7
Coding region: 85-1284 (399 amino acids)
Source: RefSeq, a predicted model, not a curated record
CUCUUAUCAAAUAAUACAGGUCAAAUUUGUGUAUGCCUUAAAACUAUGUUCUUCUGAACGGUGUAAUAUUCAACGACCUUAGCAAUGGAGGGAAUUUGGGUGAUAGGUUUGUUGUUAGUAGCCUCGUUCUGGUCUGUCAAUGGUACUGGAAGCUCGUGCCAAGAUAUAGACCAUGACGCAUGCAUAGCAAUGGGCAAUCAGAACCCCAAACUAUGCUCUGACCAAAUACUCGCAAAAACGGCUUGUCCAAAAUUCUGCAAAAAAUGCCCUGUCACAUGCUACAGUUGCAAUACGACAACGUCCGACGUCAGUAACUGUAACACCGAAACUUGUGCACAAGGAGAGAUGUGCGUGUUAAAGACAGCGAGCACGGCCGGAAAUGCAGAUCUGUAUAGUAUGAUGUGUGGUCCUCAAAUGAUCUGCUCGCUUGGCCGGAAAAGAAAUCAACAAUAUUCGGAUGUCCUCGGUUUGCAAUCACGUGACAUGUCGUUAAAUCUCAAGUGCUGUGGUUCUGACUUGUGUAAUAAUCCCCAACCUGUACCAACAACAACAGUAGCAACGACGAAAACCACGACAACAACACAAAAACCAACAACAACAAUUGCAACGACGAAAACCACGACAACAAUAUCACAACCAACAACAGCAAGUUCCGCUUCCACACCCAUGCUGACUGUAAGUCAGACCCCAGUCACGCAUCAUGCAACACAGCAACAGACAUCCGGAUGCAAAAGGGACAUCAUCAUUAUAUUAGAUGAUAGCAAUCCAAUGAGAGUUUUCUUUGGUGCUAUAAAAGCUGUCCUGACAGACGUUAUAUCACAUCUAGAUAUUGGCCCUGAUGAAACACGGGUGGCAUUAGGUACAUUUAGUCGAUAUGGAACAAAGCAAUGGAAUUUAGACAGUCAUAUGGACAAACCAAGUCUUCUGUCAGCUAUAGAUCACAUUUCAAGUCAUAACUGGGCUUAUAAUGCAAACAAUUUAGUUGCCAUUGAGCUUGCUCUAUCCAGCUUUAGUCAAGGCAACAGACCAGCAGUACCUGAUGACGUCAUAUUUAUCACGGAAGGCCAUACAUACCAUUUCUUCAGUCACAACAAAGAAAACAUAGCAGUUCACUCACUUCAUCAGAAAAGCAACAACGUUAUUACUAUUGCAGUUGGAGUGGCCAACCAAAACGAAAUGCACCAAAUUGCGACAGACAACAGCCGUUAUCUCUAUAUUCAGGACUACGCUCACUACAAUCACCAAACUGUUGUGUCUAAAAUCUUAAGUUUGGUUUGUAAAUGAAAUGAGAUGUGAAUUAUCUGAUAUAUUUAAAAGCCAGAUAAUUACCUAACA